Messenger RNA from Solanum lycopersicum (tomato), 1638 nucleotides. Its product is annotated as UDP-galactose/UDP-glucose transporter 5B-like. Gene Ontology annotation, cellular component: endoplasmic reticulum membrane; Golgi membrane. NCBI's taxonomy places the organism in Eukaryota, Viridiplantae, Streptophyta, Magnoliopsida, Solanales, Solanaceae. Gene Ontology annotation, molecular function: 3'-phosphoadenosine 5'-phosphosulfate transmembrane transporter activity. Gene Ontology annotation, biological process: transmembrane transport. The record is from RefSeq and is a predicted model, not a curated record.
AGCGGUCUUUCCCUCAGUCUAAAACCUCAUUCUUCACUGAGUAAAAUCACCGGCGAUCUGCAGAACGGAACUCCGGCGACCUUCCGUAGACUUCUCAUCCGUGGUGAUCUUCCUGUUUCUAUUUCUCCUUUAUCCCUUUUAUACAUUUAUAUAACGUAAAACGAAACACACACAGCUGCGUAUAGGUGUUUUGUGUGUUGUAUUGUAAUAUAGAGGUGGCGGCGGUGGGUAGAUUGGAUGGAUAUGGCGGAGUCAUUAUCGGCGCCGUUAAAGGACAACAAGCUGUUCAAAGGAGUUUUUGCUGUGGGCGGAAUCAUGUCUACUCUCGUCAUCUACGGAAUAUUACAGGAAAAGAUCAUGAGAGUUCCUUAUGGACCAAACAAAGACUAUUUUAUAUACUCAUUAUUUCUUGUCUUCUGCAAUCGGAUUACCACCUCUGCCGUCUCUGCUGGAGUUCUACUGGCAAGUAAGAAGGCAUUGGACCCUGUAGCUCCACUCCAUAAGUAUUGUCUUGUUUCUGUGUCUAACAUCCUUACAACAACUUGUCAGUAUGAGGCUCUCAAAUAUGUCAGCUUUCCUGUUCAAACCCUGGCAAAAUGUGCCAAGAUGAUACCUGUAAUGAUCUGGGGCACUAUCAUCAUGCAAAAGAAGUACAAAGGACAGGACUAUUUCGUGGCAUUCCUAGUCACACUUGGCUGUUCAUUAUUUAUUCUAUAUCCGGCAGAAGGGGACACUAGCCCAUACAGUAGAGAAAGGGAGAGCACCAUUUGGGGAGUUUCUCUUAUGAUGGGCUAUCUUGGGUUUGAUGGAUUUACGAGCACAUUCCAGGAUAAACUUUUUAAAGGCUAUGAUAUGGAAAUACACACGCAGAUAUUCUACACAACCGUCUGUUCUUGUCUUCUUAGUUUCACUGGUAUGAUUAUGCAAGGCAAUCUUCUCAUGGCAAUUGAUUUCAUAUCUCGCCAUCAUGAUUGUUUCUUUGACAUUGCUCUGCUUUCGACUGUAGCAACAGCUAGUCAAUUCUUCAUUUCGUACACAAUCCGCACAUUUGGUGCUCUAACCUUUGCAACCAUAAUGACCACAAGACAGUUGUUGAGCAUUUUGCUGUCAUGCUUGUGGUUUGGCCAUCCCCUCAGCUGGGAGCAAUGCAUUGGAGCUGUCAUUGUGUUUGGGGCCCUUUAUGCAAGAAGCUUCUUAAAUAAUACUCAAAUGAAACCACCGCUAAGUUUGGAGAAGACAGAAAAUAGAGCUUCAAGUCCACCAAAAGGAAAUCCAUAGCUAGACCUUGAAAGAUUCCGAUGUUUGCAGUAUAACUGAUUUGACUAAAGGUGGAAUAGAUAGGACUUCUAUGGUAGGGUCUUUAGUAACUUGAAUCCAAUAUUUGAAACACAUUUUAACAACCUGCCUCAGGUAUUCACUAUUGUUGAAAUAGACACCCAUAAGCUAUAGAAGUUGUGAGUUUUGUCCUUCAAGUUUCUUUGUAUUCUUCCCCGUUUCUCGGUGCUAUAGGAAGAAUUAGCUUUGAUAGAGUUGUUAACAAACUACAGUUUUAUCUUGGCAGAGCUAAAAUAGAUGUAUUUCAUUGCUUUAUGGAAAAAAGAUGGCAGGUUUUAUAUAAUAUGACUCUUUGAGUGCUGA